AUGAAAAUUCUCCUGAAAAUUGUUUCGAAGCGCCAUCCUAGAAGGAAAGACGUAUUAAAUUCAAAAUUUAACGGUCGCUUGAAGAUUUUCAGAUGUUUCGUCCGUUUAAAUGACCCAAAGUUGUCUCACGAGCUUAUUGCUGUACAGUGUAAAAGAUUUUUUAUUUCUGGUGAAUGUAGUAAUUCUUUCUUUUUUUUUUUUUUUUAAGCAACUUAAUCAUACAAUACAUUUAUUAGAAAAGUCACUCUGGAAGUUCUUUUCUUAAUAGAUUAAUUUUCGUAAAGAUUUGGAAGAUCUGCAUCGUAAAAAAUACGUUCGUGAAUACUGUAUAAUUUUCGUUGUUAAGUUUUUAUUAUUACAUAAUCUAUAAUCAUGUCGCAUUUAAAAUAUAUGAAAGAAUUAAAUAAUUUAACCCGAAUGGAUGAAGCCAUAAAAGGACCACUUCCACGCUGGCAGAAAAAAUGUUUGGAGGCAUCAAAUUCAAGUAAUGUUAGCUUAAACUCAUCGCGCAAAGUUAUGUCUGGAUCUUGUAUGAAUACCACUACAGGGAAAUCGCCAACAAAAAAAUAUGAUUCGAAGAACAAAAAGACACCAUCAAAAGGAAAUAAAAAAUCUCCAGGUCGUAAUGUUAAUACUCCUGCUAGUACACCCAAUGGUGGAGAUAGAUUUAUUCCUUGCAGAUCGACAACAAAUUUUGAUUUAGGUUAUUAUAAGAUUCAGCAGCAACAAGCUGAUCAAGAUGGUGACAAAGGAGAUAACAUAAGUCCUACAAAGAAAGAAAUGCAACGUUUGAUAGGAGAAAAUCUACAUGGUGGGGAUAUCAAUAAUAUGAGAGUUUUAUCGUAUCAGAAUAAAGCUCCAGCUCCGCCUGAAGGAUAUCAGAAUCCUUUAAGAGUUGUUUAUAGUCAAACAAAAACACCAGCCAGUGUUAAAGCUUCUACAAGAUAUAUCCCUCAAACCCCUGAUCGAAUAUUGGAUGCACCAGAAAUUAUUGAUGAUUAUUAUUUGAAUCUGAUUGACUGGUCAGAAAAUAACGUUUUAGCUGUAGCCUUAGGUAAUAGUGUAUAUUUAUGGAAUGCUGGAACAGGCACUAUAGCACAACUAUUUGAGUUAGAAAGCAAUGAUUAUGUAUGUUCUGUAGCAUGGAUUCAGGAAGGUCCAUAUUUAGCUAUUGGAACUACUGUAGGUAAUACAGAACUAUGGGAUUGUAGUGAAAUAAAGAGAGUACGUGUAAUGAAUGGUCAUGCUGCUAGAGUUGGUUCUCUUGCAUGGAAUUCUCAUAUUUUGACAAGUGGCUGCAGAGGUGGUCAAAUAGUACACCAUGAUGUUAGACAACGUCAACAUUUAAUAUCAUCUAUGAAUGCACAUGCUCAAGAAGUAUGUGGUUUAAAAUGGUCACCAGAUGGAAAAUAUUUAGCUAGUGGUGGCAAUGAUAAUAUGCUUUAUAUAUGGCCAGUAGUUGCUGGACAAAAUCAUUCCCAUACUCAACCUCUUUACACAUUAAAUCAACACCAAGCAGCUGUAAAAGCACUUGCAUGGUGUCCUUGGCAAAAUAAUAUUUUAGCUAGUGGUGGUGGUACUGCAGAUAGAACAAUUAGAUUUUGGAAUUGUAAUACAGGAGCUUGUAUAAAUAGUAUAGAUACGAAAUCACAAGUAUGCUCAUUGCUUUGGUCUUCAACAUAUAAAGAAAUAAUCUCAGGCCAUGGAUAUGCGCAAAAUCAAUUAACUAUAUGGAAAUAUCCAGGAAUGACAAAAGUUGCAGAAUUAACUGGCCAUUCUAGUCGUGUUUUACAUUUAGCCAUGUCUCCUGAUGGUACUACAGUUCUUAGCGCAGGUGCUGAUGAAACAUUAAGAUUGUGGAAAUGUUUUCUACCUGAUCCACAAAAGAAAAAGGAACUUAGUGAAGUUAAAUCUAUACCAUCCAGACUUAAGCAAUCAAUAAGAUAAAAUUUAAUAUUAAAUCUCUAUAUCCGAAUAUUUUAAAAUUUAUUAGCCUUAAUUAUUUUCAACCAUUAACUCUCUUGACAAAGAAAAAUAUUUUAUUCUCGUAAGAUAAAGUAUUUGAUUUAGAAUAUUUUAUUUUCUUACAAUAAUAGGUAUGCAACUGUUGUUUCUUAUUGACA
Messenger RNA from Vespa crabro (European hornet), 2123 nucleotides. RefSeq names its product cell division cycle protein 20 homolog (gene fzy). Gene Ontology annotation, molecular function: ubiquitin ligase activator activity; protein binding; anaphase-promoting complex binding. The transcript has 7 exons. The coding region runs from base 373 to 1947 and encodes 524 amino acids. Gene Ontology annotation, cellular component: anaphase-promoting complex. NCBI's taxonomy places the organism in Eukaryota, Metazoa, Arthropoda, Insecta, Hymenoptera, Vespidae. The record is from RefSeq and is a predicted model, not a curated record. Gene Ontology annotation, biological process: positive regulation of anaphase-promoting complex-dependent catabolic process; positive regulation of ubiquitin protein ligase activity; anaphase-promoting complex-dependent catabolic process.